AUGUGCCAAAAAGUGCAUAAUUAUAAGAUAUUGAAAUUCUACUUCAAGAAAAGAGGAAGCGAAACGCAGGCAGCUAAACAAAUCUGCAAGGUGCAUGGCGAAACCCAACUAUACUUCUCUCGAUCUCGUUUUGGCAAUUUAUUUGUUAAAUAUGCACCUCGCAUCGAUGGACCAAUCAGAGAAACUGACAGGAUUGUAAAACCAGUCAAGGAUGUGAACAUAUGUUCCGAUAGUCAGGCGGCCAUAUUAGUUUCAGACCGUGAAGAUAUUGCAGGAAACUGCAGAGCCGAUGAAUUGGAAAGACAGGACACUUUUGAGAAGUUUUAUUGCAUAAAAUCAAUG
Rhagoletis zephyria (snowberry fruit fly) is the source of this 342-nucleotide messenger RNA. RefSeq lists its product as uncharacterized. NCBI's taxonomy places the organism in Eukaryota, Metazoa, Arthropoda, Insecta, Diptera, Tephritidae. The record is from RefSeq and is a predicted model, not a curated record.